AUGACAGUUGCUCACAUGUGGUUUGAUGGACGCAUUGUGGAGGCAGACACCAGCGAUGACCAGUCAAAUGCCUCAUACUCCCGCAAUGACCCAACCUGGUUGGCCCUAGCCAGGAUUUCCAUGUUGUGUAACCGUGCAGAGUUCAAGGUUGGACAAGAGAAUGUUCCUGUUCUGAAGAGGGAAUGUAACGGAGAUGCAUCUGAGUCUGCCUUGCUGAAAUGUGUGGAGCUUUCUAUUGGAAAUGUCACUGAGUUUCGUCGCAGAAACAAGAAAAUUACUGAGAUACCAUUUAAUUCAACUAACAAGUACCAGGUCUCCAUUCACGAAACUGACGAUCCCAAUGACCCACGUUACCUUUUGGUGAUGAAGGGAGCCCCAGAAAGAAUCAUGGACCGUUGUUCAACGAUUCUCAUGCAUGGAAAGGAGCAGCCCCUUGAUGAUAAUUUCCGUGAGGCAUUUAAUGCUGCUUAUAUGGAGCUUGGAGGCCUAGGGGAGAGAGUCCUUGGCUUUUGUGACUACAUUUUGCCUGCUGAUGAGUUCCCUCCCAACUAUGAAUUUGACCCAGAAGGACCAAACUUUCCCCUCACGGGUCUGAGAUUUGUGGGUCUGAUGUCUAUGAUUGACCCACCCAGAGCAGCUGUUCCAGAUGCUGUUGGCAAGUGCAGAAGUGCUGGGAUUAAGGUUAUCAUGGUAACUGGUGAUCACCCGAUCACAGCCAAGGCUAUUGCUAAAGGUGUCGGCAUCAUCUCUGAGGGAAGCAGGACCGUGGAAGACAUUGCUGCUGAAAGAGGUGUUCCUGUUGAAGAGGUUGACCCAAGUCACUUUGUCAAUCACUUUGCCGUAAAAGUCAUUUGUAAAUCACCAUAUAAGAGGCUCAUUCAUAUG
Candidula unifasciata is the source of this 885-nucleotide messenger RNA. NCBI's taxonomy places the organism in Eukaryota, Metazoa, Mollusca, Gastropoda, Stylommatophora, Geomitridae. The record is from the annotation of a GenBank genome assembly.